AUGGAUGAAGACUGUCACGAUGGUCGGCCGUCUGACAGACAGCGCUACACACUCACAGACCAGACAAAAAUAGUGGUGGGGGAACCUCAGAACGUCUGUGGUCUGAGGGUUCAACCAUCAGACACGCAGACCGUCUGGUCCGAGAAAAUCGGUCUGCAGACAGCCCCACACACGAUAAGACAAGUGCCAGACGACAGACCAGACGGUCUGGUCUCGGAAAAAAACCGCACCGCACAGCGGAGAUUCCGCAUCUUGUGGAACCAUAGCUUAAUAGAUAAGGCUUUUGUCCAGGUCCCAAAACGCAGCUGCCGAUGUGGUUUUUCACUAAAAACAUCGUCUGAGAAAACUUCUGCUUUGGAAGAAAAAUCCAAGAAAUCCAAGAAAAUGAGGAUUGACUGCUACUUCAAGAAAGAAGACAUCUAUACACCAACCCAAUCUACAUCAUCAAGAAAUGAUACUUCAUCAACAUCACAACAGGAUGAAAUGGAUUCCAGUGAAAAGGACUUCUAUACACCAUGGAAGAUAGUUGUCCUACAUAAAGCUCAAGUAGUCGCAGAAGCCCAAGUAGCACUAGAAGGUCAAGUAGUCGCAGAAGCUCAAGUAGUCGCAGAAGCUCAAGUAGUACGCAGAAGCCCAAGUAGCACUAGAAGGUCAAGUAGUCGCAGAAGCUCAAGUAGUCGCAGAAACUCAAGUAGUCGCAGAAGCUCAAGUAGCAGUAGAAGAUCAAGUAGCACUAGAAGCUCAAGUAUUCGCAGAAGCCCAAGUAGUCGCAGAGCUCAAGUAGUCACAGAAGCCCAAGUAGCACUAGAAGCUCAAGUAGCACUAGAAGCUCAAGUAGCACUAGAAGCUCAAGUAGUACUAGAAGCUCAAGUAGUACCAGAAGCUCAAGUAGCACUAGAAGCUCAAGUAGCACUAGAAGCUCAAGUAGCACUAGAAGCUCAAAGAAGGUCAAGUAGUCGCAGAAGCUCAAGUAGUCGCAGAAACUCAAGUAGUCGCAGAAGCUCAAGUAGCACUAGAAGCUCAAGUAGCACUAGAAGCUCAAGUAGCACUAGAAGCUCAAGUAGCACUAGAAGCUCAAGUAGCACUAGAAGCUCAAGUAGCACUAGAAGCUCAAGUAGCACUAGAAGCUCAAGUAGAAGGACUUCACCUGUCACGGGAUAA
This is a messenger RNA of Macrosteles quadrilineatus (aster leafhopper), 1161 nucleotides long. RefSeq lists its product as uncharacterized. The record is from RefSeq and is a predicted model, not a curated record. Lineage: Eukaryota; Metazoa; Arthropoda; Insecta; Hemiptera; Cicadellidae. The transcript is spliced from 5 exons. Bases 1 to 1161 code for a protein of 386 amino acids.